This is a messenger RNA of Blepharisma stoltei, 799 nucleotides long. The record is from the annotation of a GenBank genome assembly. NCBI's taxonomy places the organism in Eukaryota, Ciliophora, Heterotrichea, Heterotrichida, Blepharismidae.
AUGCUUCAAUGAGUGAUAAUUCUAAUUCUUGUAUUUUCUUAUAUGUGUCUUUGAUUAAGUUUUCUUUUAUCGCUUAUUCGCCAUAAUAGAUUGCUAUGGCCAAUCAGAAGAAGAACAACUAAAUAUUGCCUAUGGCCCUUACUUUUAUCCAGUCUAAGUCUGAUUAGGUAUUCAAAGCCAUAAAUGUAAAUUUGGCAUUUUCGUUUGAGCUUUUCAAGAAAUUGACAAGGACAAAUUUAAUUUAAAAAUUAAAAUAGAUGGAUAGUAAUGAUCUAUUAAAAUACAGGGGCUAUAUAUCAAGCAAUUCUUUUGAUAAUUUAUUCAGCUCUUCAAUUAGGGCUUCCUUAUGCUUUUGAUUUGGUUUUAAUUUUAAGGGUUCAAGCUUGUGCUGUUCAAGAGAAGCAGCUGAACAUGUUUAGAAAUGUGGAUUUUGCAAGAGUAGCAGACAGGCUCCAUACAUUUACAGAAAACUUUGACUUUAUUUUUACAUCCUUGCUUCCAGCAUUCCAUGAUUAACUCCCAUUUCCAAUAGCUAGCAAAAAAAAAUUUUUAAGCUCAAUUUUUUCUUUCGGGAUUUAAAAAAAUCCCAAUAAUAAAAAUUGGAAAGCAUAAUUUACUUUUUAUAUUUUCAAAAUUUCAGUUUUAAAAUGUAAGCUGUUUAAAAAUAAACAGAAUUGGCUAGAAAUUUAUAUUAUAUUAAUUAUCACUAAUGCAUAAAAAUAUUUGCUUACUUAUGGAGGAUGCUUUUUACCAAAAAAUAAAGUUUCCAAUGAUUUUGCUCUCUCAUGAAGCAAAGUAA